Molecule: messenger RNA, 4336 nt
Organism: Sardina pilchardus (European sardine)
Lineage: Eukaryota; Metazoa; Chordata; Actinopteri; Clupeiformes; Clupeidae
Gene: itpkcb
Product: inositol-trisphosphate 3-kinase Cb
Exons: 7
Coding region: 27-2003 (658 amino acids)
Biological process (GO): inositol phosphate biosynthetic process
Cellular component (GO): cytoplasm; nucleus
Molecular function (GO): inositol tetrakisphosphate kinase activity; inositol-1,4,5-trisphosphate 3-kinase activity
Source: RefSeq, a predicted model, not a curated record
GUUAAGCACGUUCCACAGCAGAGCGAAUGCGAAUACGGCGGAGUUUAGACCUGGAGCAAGGAGGGUACUGGUUUGACAGGGACAGAAAGCGUAAGUCGCCCAGGCUUUCUCAUAAUCGACCAAACUCAGAACCGAACGUGACGUUCUUUAGCGGCAGGAAGUUGGAAGUAACUUUGGAGCAACUUUUACUAAACUACCAGACUGGUCAGGGAAUCGACGCCGAUGAAAGCCCAUCCGGUAAUCAUGUGCUCACUCGGAUUAUUGGAGAGUCGGCUCUAACCACACGAGCUGAAAAAAACUUAGAUGCGCCCGGUUUUGGCACAUCGUUCAACGGGCUUGCUUGCUCUGAACCCUUACACUUUCAAUGUGUCAAUUCAAAAACAGCCGGAAAGGACAAUGAUUGGAAUGUCUCACGCUGGACCAUGGAAAAAAAGUUUGGAGAGAACUGUGAAAGAGGUGCAGCUAAGAGCAGGACCCAGUCGGAUGUCGCGUUACCGGUCAGAUCAGUCCCGUUUACAGCGACAAAUGAGACGCAGCCCUCGUCAGAUUUGACUUUACUACUGGAAGACCCUAUUCAUACUUAUGCUAAUAACAGCUUUCCUCUUGAAAGUACUAAUAUGACAAAAACUAACACGAACGUGACAUGUUCUCCCAAAUCGACGUGUCUGAGCGAGCGAAACACCAGUUGUAUAAGGCCCAUGGGGAGCCGCAACCAGGAAUGUUCUCAUUCUCAAGACUCGCAAGAAUGUCCUAUUCAGAGUAGUUCAUCUGUUAGUUACCCAGGAACUAUUCCUCGACUUAUCAUCACCCCAAGUCCUGGUCCUGGACCACAAACUAGUGACAUAGGAGUCGGCAGAGAAUCUCUUGAUCAACACCAAGAUGAGGAGUCCCCCUGCUCGGACAGUGGAUGUGGAGGCUCCCCUGUGCCAUCACUGUCUCUACGAAAACUCUCAAGUUCUUCCUCUACGUGCCUGUCCUCUGCUUCAUCUUUUGAGGAAUCCGAGGACGACCUUACUGGUAGCGACCUCGAACCGAACAGUCUCUCCCCAAGUUCAUACAAUAUGCUGGGCGGCCCAGACGAUGUUACAGGCACAAAGUCGUGGAGGAAGCUGAAGACGAUGGUCCACUGGUCGCCGUUCGUGGUGUCCUUCAAGAAGCGCUACCCCUGGGUACAGCUCGCUGGACAUGCAGGUAGUUUCCAGGCAGGCGAGUACGGGAAGCUGCUGAAGAAGUACUGCGAGUGCGAGCAGCUGUGCCUGGAGGAGCUGAUGAGCGAUGUGCUGCGCCCGUUCGUCCCCGGCUACUACGGGGUGGUGCAGCGGGACGAGCAGGACUACAACCUGAUGGACGACCUGCUGGCCGACUUCGACUCGCCCUCCAUCAUGGACUGCAAGAUGGGCAGCCGCACGUACCUGGAGGAGGAGCUGGUGAAGGCGCGUGAGCGGCCGCGCCUCAGGAAGGACAUGUAUGAGAAGAUGGUGGCGGUGGACCCGUGCGCCCCCAACGAGGAGGAGCACUCCCAGCAGGCCGUGCUCAAGCCGCGCUACAUGCAGUGGAGGGAGACGCUGAGCUCCACGGCCACCCUCGGCUUCCGCAUCGAGGGCAUCAAGAAGGCUGAUGGGACGUGCAACACCAACUUCAAAAAGACCAAAGACCAAGAGCAGGUGAUGAAGGCUCUGGAGGACUUUGUGGAUGGGAACAUGCAGAUUCUAAGAACGUAUCUCCAGAGACUGGAGGAGCUGCGCUCAGUGUUGGAGACGUCAGUGUUCUUCAGGACCCAUGAGGUGGUGGGCAGCUCCCUGCUAUUUGUGCAUGAUGCCUCUGGGCAGGCGCGCGUGUGGAUGAUCGACUUUGGCAAGACCGUGCCGCUUCCCCCGCCCCUCACUCUGGACCACCGCACACCUUGGCAGGAGGGCAACCGCGAGGACGGCUACAUGUGGGGCCUGGACAACCUCAUCCACAUCUUCAGUGCCAUGCUGCCCAGCUCUGCCUCCAAGCCCUGAGGCCGCCCCCCUCCUAGCCCCACCACCACCAUCACCACCUCCUCAGCCAAGGGAGGCUGGUUGGAGAACCUGAUCUCCUAGCUAGAUGAACAGCAACAGGGCAUUACACUGUGGACACUCAGGGGGAAGCAAAUAAGAAGAAACCACGGUAGAGAUGAAGAGACUGGGGGGAAAAAAGGAUGAGUGUGAACUAUUUAAAGGGAUAUGCUUAACCACUUGUGCCUUUCUCCUGGGAAUAUCCUUACGCACACUGCCUAUGAACGAUUUGACACCUAUGUUGGACAUAUAGGUUGACACUCACCCUUCCACUGCCUUCAACAGACACUUUGUGGUGGUUCUCAACUUCUCACCAGCACUGCUCUCUGGUAGUCUGCCCUCUGGUGGGGAGAAGAGGGAACACACUUAAAUGCUCUGGCUGCCUUAGUAGCGACACAAACAGAAGUGACCUUAAGGAGAAGAUGGACAACCUGGAGACCCUUUUGUGAUAUACAGACUCAACCUCUUUUACUUUUUUAUAUUACAGCCGAAUACGCUACAACACUAGUGCACACUGGAUCUUAUCUGGUGUAUUUUUUUUUAAAAAUGUAAAUAAGUUUGUAUUUAAUUUUACUUGCUUAAGAGCAUAUCCUUUUUUAGAUGAGAUUCUGCAGGAAGAAGAAUUUUCAAACAGUUUUACACUAUAGCUGUGGUUUGUCAAGUUUUUCCAUUACCCAAGUGUGAAUCUGAGCUCUGUGUAACUAAGAGAAGUAUCAGGCCUUUACUGGAAGAGGAGACCCUCAAAUGGGGCCUUUUCAGCUCACUGGCGUGGCACAGUCCAGCUGUUCAGGCAGGCGUUUAUUUUCCGCAACACUGCAGGUAACCAGGAAGUUACGGCCAGGUACUAGCGUGUCUGAUGGGAGAGACAGCGUGAAAGAAGCACCACUGUUCAAGAAGAUGAUAUCAGUGCCUGAGAGCUUGCUGCCUUAAUCAUGGUUCAUGAAUGCCUCAGUUAUAAGCCUACUAUGUUAGAUGCUGGUUUGAUUUCUCAGUAGCCUUAGUCGAUAGUCCUUCUUUUGAAAGAGAUGAAAAUCAGCUCAGGUGAAAACGUCAGCUCUGAGGAUCAGAAUGUAUUGACCCAGAACUAAAUCUAAGCUGCAGGACAAGAUGGAACAAAACCUCAAUCAACUAGACAGGGAUCAUCUGCCAUUUUAGAAGCCUCAGAACAAAUUGAAUUAGGGUCUUACAGCAGGUGUAGAUACCUUGGGAGAAGGGUAGUUUGUGGGUAUCAUAUUUAGCUGUACAGGCUACAUUAGGAAACAUUAUUGGUUGAAAUACCAUCUAGGUUUGCAUACUUUGAGCACUCACUGCAUAUUUUUCUGGUUAUUGGUGGAUGUUCUACUAGGCUAAAGUUAUUACCCUCUUAACAUGAAAUUCUUUUAUUUAUUCAGCUAUGCAAUGGUCUUACAGGCUCAAGUCUGGCAUAGAACUCAAGUCUCACUAAAACUGCACUAAUAACUUUAAAACUGGAAUGAACUUCUUUCGGCUGCCAGUGAAAUAUCUGUAUAUGGAAACAGUGGUCCUCCAAAAAUGCAGAGUCGUUUAUAGACUGGAAGGUUUUUCUCAUUGUUCUUUAAUGUGCCAUGAUGCUGGGUAUGUUUUCAGUGCAGUUUGAUCAGUCUGCACUGGCCCUAUGGGAUCUAUUCAUCUAUUCACAAUUCAUUUGUUUGGCUGUCAUUGCAGUUGUGGAACACCACUAACAUAUUUACAGUUCUUUUUUUGUUUAAUGGGACAUGACCUCCUUCAGCAUGCUUGGCAGGGACAGAAGUUUGAAUAUGCUUUAGAUAUUAACAAUGUACACCCCUCACACAGAGUUGAAACUUGUAUUGCAUUGCCAGCUCCAAGUCUUUUCAGAACUUGGUAUAGAUUUAUUUUAUUUUAUUUUUGUAUUUUUCUGCAUUAGUUGGUCUGUCAUGCAGCAUUCCAAUACUUGAAGAUUUCCAUUAACAUUCCUUAAACCAAGUCAAAGGAAUCAAAUCUUACCAUUUCUAUGCUUUGUACUUCUGUUUUCUUUUCCCCUGGAGCUGAUGAUGUAUUGUUUACAGAUGAUGCUAAGUAUUAUAUUUCUUAUGUAUCUUUACUGGUCUUAAUUGCAAUAAGUUGAUUGUAUAUUUUCUAUCAAGAACUAACCACAGACCUAUGCUUUCUUUUUUGACAUUCCUGAAUAUUUUGGUGCAAGUUUAGAAGCUGGUGGUUGGCUGUAUUGAGAUGAUUUGCACAAGUCUCAGUUAAGGACAUACUGAGCCUGGUUCUACUAUCUCUGACUGCCAAUGCAAUAAACUGGAAUUGUAAGCUUU